Microbotryum saponariae is the source of this 3900-nucleotide messenger RNA. The record is from the annotation of a GenBank genome assembly. Lineage: Eukaryota; Fungi; Basidiomycota; Microbotryomycetes; Microbotryales; Microbotryaceae.
AUGCCUCAGACCGCGCGCCGACCCGUUCCAUUGCUUCCACUACCUCAACUCCCCGACGACCCCAAUGCCCCCGUCUUCCUCCUCAAGGCGACCGGAGAAGUCUUUCUCACCUACGAGUCAGUAUCGCGUCUCCGCCUGCCCUCGUUGGCAUGGCAGACAUGAGGUCAUUCCGCUUCUUCUCGGCUGACACAGACCUUGUGGCCCGUGCCAUACAUUGCACGCAGAGCCUACUCGGCACGCAUGACGUACUUGCUCUCAAGGAUCUUCACAUGCGAAUACUCGGGCAAGAGUGGACUCGACUACUUCCAGGCGCUCGACUCGGAGAGGAACGAGUCCAGGAUCGUCAGAGAGAGGUUCCCCGCCGAGCUCAAGGGCAAAGUGCUCAAGUCGAUUCAAUUCCGUAAGCCGGUAGCAAGGCUCUCUGAAGAAUCCUCGCGACUGACGCGACGUGUGAUCCGGGCUUGGCACCACACAGAGGUCAUGGGUCGGCUCGACAACUUGAUCGAUCAGAUCUUUGAGCGCUUCAAGGAUCGCUUCUUCGCCGGGGAAAAGGUUUUCGUUGACCUCGGAGGCGACAAGUGAGUCUUUCGAAGCGUCCGAUAAGGAAAAACAUGAUCAUUGCUGAUGCCAGUCGACCCUCGCUCAGAUACUACGCUCGCAUCUCUUCCGUUUUCCCGCCCGUCGCGAUCCGCAACUUGGCGCGCGAAGAAGCGAGCCUCGCCGCUAUCGAGAGCAAAGACAAAGGCAAGGCCGAUGAAGACGAAGAGGUCGCCGAGUCCGUUCGAUCAUCAUCGAUACCCGCCGCGGACGCGCUCGAGGACUUCACGUCCUAUUCGCACACAAUUGGCACCGACCUGCACGUUUCGACCGAAGAGGCUCUGACACGCGACGACCCGGACGAGUACCUCUACACCGUACAGCUCAUGGACGAGGAGCACAGGUUCGAAGGUAGCUUCAUGGAAGUCAAGGCCAAACAACUAAGGUCAGUUCACCAUGCAGGCGCUCGAAGCCAGUCGGGCUAUUGGCUGACAUCCGCUAUGGCUUUCCUUUGUAGUCGAGACCGUCUCUCGUUCUCAAAAUCGAUUCUCAAAAGAUACGUGCGCGAAUGCGUUCAUCGAGAAUCGACCAUCGCUGCGCCGUGGAUCGUCAAGCCUUCGAUCGCCAGGCGAUAUAACUUGCCGAUGGAGCAGAGCCAGGAGGAUCAACAGCGCAACGAGGAGAUCCGUGAGGCCAAGCUUGCGAAGCGCAGGGUGCGUGAAGAAGGAGUGUUUCCCCUCGUUGGCAUUCAUUUCCGCUGACUCGUCCUCCUUUGGAUCUGAUGCAUAUUAAAGGGUCCUACCGACGGCGACGGCGCACCGCCUCCGAAGAAGCCGCGCAAGAGCAAAGCCGAGACUGACCCGGAUGCCCCGCGCAAGGUCAAAGCCGAGAGGCCCCCCAAGGUGCCCAAGCCGCCGGCCGAAUACAAGCGAGCGAUUAAGUAUCCGAUCGAGGAUCUCGACCUCGACCCUCUCUCCAUUCACGACGGUCGCCUCCUCCGACGCGUCAAUGCCGAGAUUCCUCCUUUGCCGUCCAAACCGAGUGCCAACCGACACCUCCUUGUACCGCCGCACAUGUUCGACACCUUCAUAUCCACCUGGAACAUUCUCAACGUCUUCGGCAAGCCCCUGAAUCUGUCACCCUUCUCGCUCGAUGAUUUUUACGGUGCGAUGAACCACUCGAAUCCGGGCAUUCGAUGCGACCUCCUCGCCGAAAUCCACGCCUCCUUGACCAACAUCAUCGGUACCGACACGUUGCGUGUCUACGGGUCAGUCACCGUGCAGUUCGUCCCCGUGGCGGACUCAGCGAACGAAGCAGGCCAGGAUGGCGAAGAAGAGGGCGAGGAAGAGAUCGAUGAGCUCGCGGAUGGGGACGACGACGAAGGCGAUGUGGAGAAUGCGGAUCCCAAUCGCAUCGACAGCGAGCUCGAUUUGCUCCUUCGCAAGGGGAUCAGCUACUCGAAGCGCUGGGAUCGCACGGCCAAGCUGAAGAGCGCCGACGGACGAGAGGGUUGGGAGCGACACAUGAUCGGCGCGCUCUGCUCGCGCGGGGCCGUUCGAGCAAUGCCAAAUCUGCAUGCCAUCCUCAAGCACAUCUUUGAAGGAGCCGACCUGACCCCCGCCAAGCUCUUUGGCGCGGCGGCUGACUCGGCGCAAUCGACCCCCGCGGCGGAGCAAGUGGCGAACUUUGCGACUUCCAACGGCGCAGCUUCCAAAGGCAAGUUUGUCGAUACCUCUGACCCCGAGGGGGCGUAUUUGUCGCUUCCGAUCCAGGACAAGGUCGACAUCGUCGCCUUCCUCGCGACUUUGGCCAUGGGCUCCAAGCCCGUGCGAACCUUCCUCGAAGAAGCCGAGUUGCAACUGACCGAGUACCGCAAGGCGCGCGCCGACGUGAACAAGGAGCGCAAGAAUUUGCUCGAGCAACGAGGCGUCCUCGUUCUCGAGCCCAAGACGGGCAAGCCGGUCGAGAACGCCGUCAACGCUCUCGCUCCUCCCCCUGAGUCGGGCAGCAAGGCCGAAAAUGGAGAGGCUACCAACGGGGACGCGUCCUCACCUGUCCCCAAUGCCGCGAACGGGAACCACGCUGCGUCAGUCCCCACAUCGACCAAAACUUCGCCCGCGCCGUCUCCGAAACCUGAACUCGACACCGCACCCUCCUCGACGAACGGCAAGCAUGCUUCCGACGCCGACGCCACGCCUGCGGCAGCAGGUUCCCCCAUGGCCAUCGACGAUUCGGUCGCUGGCGGUGAUGGAGACGAGGAGGAGGAUCAGCUUGCCGAUGACGAAGACCUGAACGAGCCUCUUCCUCAGCGACCACAAAGCGCACUUAGAGGUGUGCGCUCGCCCUCGGUCGCGUCGAAUGCCGAGUCGGGUACGGGCACCCCCGCCCUCGAUGGACACGCGGCCUACCGCAACCGCAAGCUGCUCGAGAAACAGGCGCUGCUAGGCGCGCAAGAGGAGCAGAUGGCUCGCAUCCGACGUAUUGCCGAGACAGGGACCGCCCGAGAGAAGGAUCGCGCGCUCCACGACAUCGAUGACCAGCUGAAGAAGAACGCCAAGCGGGACGACCUUGUCGAACGCGAGUUUAGGAAGUACCACUCGGUUUCUCGCAGCAAGCCGUUGGGCAAAGACCGGUUCCACUGCCGAUACUGGUGGUUCGAUGGCAUUGGGUCAAUGGAGUUGCUGGGCAAGCGAGGAGAGGGUGUGCUUUACGGGACGGGCAGGUUGUUUGUGCAAGGCCCGAGUGAAGCCGACUAUGCAUGGAUGGCAUCGAAGGCCCCUGCGGACAACAACGACAUUGCGGCGAGACGAGUGAAGGAGGAGGUUUACGCGCCGGGUAUUCUGGGCACGAACGAGUGGGGCUUCUACGAUGACGAGCAGCAGGUGGGUUUGCCGGUAAAAUUGUACAGAGUGCUUCGUGCUCACGGACCCUUGCGGGACGCCUCUACAGAUCGAGAACCUUCAGAAUUGGCUCAACGCUAAGGGUACACGCGAGCUCGCGCUCAAGAAUAAUCUGCAAAAGUGGGGCGCGUACAUCCUGGCCGGCGCACGCAAGCGCAUCGCCGUGAGUUUGUUUGGUCUUCAAGCCGUAUUUCCGUCUCUCUCUGUCGUUGUUCCGUCUGAAGCUCAUGCCCAUUUCGAUUGCAUUAGGAAACGACGGUUCCGCUGCACAAGGUUCCUGACCCCACCUCGCGGCGCAGCAAACGUGUCAAGGAGGCUGAGGACAUCAAGCAAAAUUACCGUUAGUCCUCAUGUUUUGACUUUCGAGCAAUGCAAAUCGCUUAAAGCUGACACUGAAUUUUGCGACCAUUUGUCUCUGUGCUCGUAUCUAGUGUUUUGGACGAACAAACUGUCCAAGUAUUGA